Molecule: messenger RNA, 1376 nt
Organism: Portunus trituberculatus (swimming crab)
Lineage: Eukaryota; Metazoa; Arthropoda; Malacostraca; Decapoda; Portunidae
Product: regucalcin-like
Exons: 8
Coding region: 136-1077 (313 amino acids)
Biological process (GO): L-ascorbic acid biosynthetic process
Molecular function (GO): calcium ion binding; gluconolactonase activity
Source: RefSeq, a predicted model, not a curated record
ACACACAGACACAUACACACACACACACACACACACACACACAUAACUUCACUGCACUCCUCUUCAUGUGUCAUUCUCUCCAAGUUAAUAGAGGGAAGCACACUUCUUACCCUGCCUUGAGAGUGCUGAUGAACUAUGAGUGUACGUGUGGAGGCUGUUACGCCGCCCGUUGAUCUGGGCGAGGGUCCUCAUUGGUCCACUAAGGAACAAGCUCUGUAUUAUGUGGAUAUUUUCUCGCAAAAGGUUCACCGCUUUCAUCCUGUCUCUGGGACACAAUCCACCCUACAUAUAGAAGGAGGGCCGGUAACCUUUGUGGUGCCUCAUGUGGACAAGCUUAACACAUUCGUGGUCAGUGUGGGACGGAACCUUGCCCUUGUCACGUGGCCGGACCCUACCAAAGACGCUACCGUCACCUCUAUAUCCAUAAUUGCCUCAGUGGACCUCCCACACGAAAGAAACCGGUUCAAUGAUGCAAAAUGUGAUCCCUUGGGCCGGUUGUGGGCAGGCACUAUGGGAGACACCGAUGUACCUGAGAACCCCUUCCCAUAUCUGGGCAGUCUGUACCUCAUGGCAGAGAACGGCAAGGUGACACAGGUCCUUGAUAAGGUGAGCAUCAGCAAUGGCCUGGCGUGGAGCGAGGACAGACGCACCUUCUACUAUGUGGACACCUGUGAAUAUAAACUGGAAGCAUUCACCUGCGAUUUAGAGAAAGGAACACUUGGUGAGCGUAGGACCAUCUAUGACUACAGAGAGGGCGGUCUUUACCCAGCCUUCCCUGACGGCUUGACCAUCGACUGUCAGGGCAGGCUGUGGGUUGCCUGCUUUGGCGCUGCCAAGGUUCAUUGUAUCAACCCAAAGUCAGGCAAGAUCGAAGACUCUGUCACCUUGCCAACUGACCACAUAACUUCAGUGACCUUCGGAGGACGUGAUCUGGAUGAACUCUACGUGACUACCACGACUAAGAGACUCACCAAAGAGCAACUGGCAGCUCAACCGUCUGCAGGGGCGGUGUUCAGGGUGACGGGACUAAAAACCAAAGGAAGACCAAACGUUGACUGCAACUUGAACAUAAAGUAAUCUCUGCACGACCGGCCGAGGAAACCACUGCACAGAGCAAGGCAUAGAAUAGACUCCGUUUACUUGAUGGGUGCCAGCAGGGGUUUAUGGCAGCAGCCUGUCACACGGGCCGACAAAAUUGUCUACCUUUCUUUUCUGCGCGGCAUCACACAUCCUAUUCUUUAAUUUUUUUGGUCAUAUAUCUUUUCAUUUUAUAUAUCUCUUUUUACUUUAUUGCAACAAAUCGCGGUAACUAUCUUAUAGCACAAUGUCUUCUGAAUGUGAUAUCUUCAGAUUUCUAAUAAAAUAUAAGUGGUAAA